AGGGGUGUAAUUUGUGGUCCCAACUGAAGAGGUCAUACGAGCCUAUAAUCUGAAACCGGCUCAUUUCGCGCAGCCUUUUGAGCGUUUGACGUCCAUGUCGCAGAGAUAUCAAAUCACCAACUGGAAAGAUGCGCUCAUCAUUUGUCAUUGUGAUAUUGUUAUGGACAGUGGCCGUCGCUUAUUAUGUUUACAUACCUUUACCCGCCACCAUCAAUGAACAGUGGAAGUUGAUGUUGUUGGAUGCUGGACUCCGCACUGUUAUUAAAAUGGGUGACGUGGGGGAGUGGUUGGGCCUGGGCCAUGCCAUAUUGUUGAUCCGGGGGUCUAUGUGGGGCUUGGAAGGGCUGAAGGAGCUAAUGGAGGCAUCCGGGUUGGCAGGAGGGGGGGGCGGAGGGGUGAGGGUCAGCGAAGACACCUUCGGAGGUGUGCCAGUGCGGGUGUACGAGCCCCCCGCCGGAGGAGAGGGGCAGCUACGGAGGGCAGUGAUGUACUACCAUGGAGGGGGCUGGGCCCUGGGCAGUGCCAAGGAUGGUUCUUAUGACGUGUUGACCAGGCAGAUGUCUGAUGAGCUGAAUGCAGUAGUGGUGUCUGUGGAGUAUCGCCUGGCUCCAGAGGUUCUGUUUCCUGUGCCAUAUGAGGACUGUUUAAGCGCAGCCAAACACUUCCUGGAGAAAGGGGUUCUGGGUAAGUACUUGGUGGAUCCUCAGCGUGUGGCUGUGUCUGGAGACAGCGCGGGAGGAAACCUAGCAGCAGCAGUUGCUCAGCAGAUCGCCAUAGACGACAGCGUGAGCGUGAAGUUCAGCGUGCAGGCACUGGUGUAUCCCGCCCUCCAGGUUCUGGACCUCAACACCCCGUCCUACCAGCAGAACCAGGCCAUCCCCAUCCUGUACCGGCCCUUCAUGGUCCGCUUCUGGCUCCAGUACCUGGGGGCCGACCCUGCCAUCCUGCCCCUGCUGGUAGCCAACAACCACAGCUUCCUCCACCAGCCGAGCAUCACGGCGGACAUGCGGGCCAGAGUGGACUGGAGUGUCCUGCUCCCGGCCAAGCACAGGGGACAGUACCGGCCGGGCGGAGGGGCGGAGGCGUCCCGGGGCUGGGUGGGGAAGGAGGUGGAGGGUGUGGGGGAUGUACGGGUCUCGCCCCUGCUGGCGGAGCUGGCCGUCCUGGCCCGGUGUCCGCGGGCGUACGUGCUGACUUGUGAGCAUGACGUGCUGAGGGAUGACGGGCUGAUGUACGUCAGGCGGCUGCAGGACGCCGGCAUCACAGUUACCAGCCAUCACUUGGAUGACGGUUUCCAUGGCUGCCUGAGCUUCAAGCACUUUGAAAUUGGGAAGCGGGCUUGCAGGGGGUAUAUCGCUUGGCUGCAAGAGAACCUGUAAGGUUUGAGUGCGCGUUUGGGCUUAUAUGAAUGUUAGAACCCAUUCCCAGGGACUAAACCCACUGUCACAUCCAGUGUGUUGUAAUCAUGGAUAUGAAAUGGUUGUUAUUGAUACAAUAUUUACAUUUACAUUUAUUCAUUUAGCAGACGCUUUUAUCCAAAGCGACUUCCAAUAUGGUUGUUACCAUAGAUACUGUGUGAUUGGUAUCAUAGAUACACUAUGAUUGUUAUCAUAGAUAGCAGAUGGUUGCACUAGGACUUGGUCCACAAAGGCACUUACAGCAUUCCUCAUCUCUUUGCACUUGGCAUGUCCUGUCAUUGGUGUGUGUGGUCUGUCACUGAGACUACAACUCUUUUCUCACCUCUUAUAUUUUUAGUGGUUAAGUCAACAUUUUAUGAAAUGCAUUAGCUUAAAGAAAUGUGUUUGAUCUGUGGUGGUUAGGAGGAUCAACUGUCUGGUCACUGGGUUUGAGUCAGGCCCAUUGUCCUGAACAAAAGUCAGAAAAAGGUUGAAGUGUGUACAGUCGGUCAUAUCCCUCAGGUGUCAGUGCAAAUCCUCUCAGCCAUGCUGUUCUGUAGCUCUCAGUAGCCUACAAACCUCUGGGAGUGUUAAUAAACACAAACCUGAUAGAC
This is a messenger RNA of Osmerus eperlanus (European smelt), 2011 nucleotides long. It is a transcript of the gene nceh1a, whose product is annotated as neutral cholesterol ester hydrolase 1a. The record is from RefSeq and is a predicted model, not a curated record. Gene Ontology annotation, molecular function: carboxylic ester hydrolase activity; serine hydrolase activity. Gene Ontology annotation, cellular component: membrane. NCBI's taxonomy places the organism in Eukaryota, Metazoa, Chordata, Actinopteri, Osmeriformes, Osmeridae. The coding region runs from base 129 to 1379 and encodes 416 amino acids. The transcript has 5 exons.